Messenger RNA from Darwinula stevensoni, 625 nucleotides. NCBI's taxonomy places the organism in Eukaryota, Metazoa, Arthropoda, Ostracoda, Podocopida, Darwinulidae. The record is from the annotation of a GenBank genome assembly.
CAGCGCAUUAGUGGAGCGGAUGAUGGAAAGGACAUUCGGGAGAAGGGGUUCUCGCGAGAGCAGAGCCUUCCAGAUGCCCUUACUUCGUCCGGAAGUGACUCGAGACACACUGCUUCAUUCCAUGAAGGGCUUGGAGUCUGGAGGACUGCCCUCCUCGCGACAAGAUCGGAGCAUUCAUUUCUUUGUGGAGAGGAGAAACAGCAGCGACGAAGGCGAGGGGUCAGACUGCAAAGGGGGUGGAGGCGGUGUGGUCCCAUCCCGCCUCUGCCGGACCAAGUAUAACACCACGGCUCCUCUUUACGGCGUCAGCCUCACUUCCGGGCAAACCGUCACCAUCGUCCAAAAAUUCCCCGAUCUCCUCCAACAAGUCAUCUACGAAGUCUGCGAGUCGAAAGAAUGCGACGUGAUCCGCGGAGAAUGUGUUCAGACCUACAUCCCCUACCUGUUCCUGGUGAUCCCGUUGGGCCCGGUGACGCUGACGGGACAAGACUACGUCCUCGUGGAAUCCGGCUGCGUCUGCCGCCCCAAAUUCUCCUCGAGUCCCGUCCAGGGCGCCGAUGGGUUCCUCCAGCAGGAACCCCAACUCCCUCAGAAGGACUCCAACACCAUCGACAGACGAAGAUGA